Messenger RNA from Aaosphaeria arxii CBS 175.79, 2098 nucleotides. Its product is annotated as PP2C-domain-containing protein. Gene Ontology annotation, molecular function: cation binding; protein serine/threonine phosphatase activity. The coding region runs from base 352 to 2034 and encodes 560 amino acids. Gene Ontology annotation, biological process: protein dephosphorylation. Lineage: Eukaryota; Fungi; Ascomycota; Dothideomycetes; Pleosporales. The transcript is spliced from 2 exons. The record is from RefSeq and is a predicted model, not a curated record.
ACGGGCGUUCUCCACUCACUACUCGUACUCACACAAUCCUCCCAGCUACUACUCUGUACUCUCUUCUCUCUUUGCGCGCGCUCUCUCGCUAUCGCUCUCGUCUCUCUCUCAUUCCCCGCCAACGGUGCUAACAUUUGACCCUGCAUAGCAUAGUCCCCCUCCCAGUACAACAUCCUUGACGUCACUCUUCGAGACGACGCGACCACCAAGGUUCAGGCCCAGAAUAGAUCUGCUCUUCGUUCCGACGUACCUUCCUCACACACAGACUCCCCGCGUUCUGCGCAACCAUCGCUCAUCCUGGCUGGAAACAAGCGACGGAGUUUCUCCAGCUCGGGAGGCCUUCUGAACAGGAUGUUCGGAUCCUCACCUGGCAAAGACGAAGACUCCUCUGCCGUUGAUUCCCCCGCCCCUGCCAGCACCCAAAAGAGCGCCCCAGUUCUGAACAGCGAGGCAACCCCUGCCAGCGAGAAGCGUACCGGCAACGCCGCUGCCCCCUCCACAGAGCGCAAGAACAGCGAGACAAGUCCCGCCGGUGAGAAGAAGCGAAGAAGCAGCGGGGUGUCGCGGGCCAGAGACAUGAUCUCGAGUGCGAAGCAGUCCCUGCACCUGUCCGGUUCUCCCACUCCAGGCUCCAAUUCCGAUAAGCCACAGACGCCCAUGCAAAAGCUUGGGAAGUCGGAUCCCGCGCUCAAUGUCCCCCAGGGGUCGCUGAACAACUCGGCUGGGGAGUCAGUACCUGGACCCCGCUCGACGUUCCGCGUCGGAGUGACCGAGGACAAGAAUAAGAAAUGUCGCAGGACUAUGGAGGAUACUCACGCAUACCUGUACAACUUCCUCAGCACGCCGGCGCCUUCGUACGGCCAGGACAAGGGCAGAAGUUCUCUCUCCGAUUCAGCAUCGAAUCAUUCGGACCCAUCCUCGCAAUCUGUGGUGGAGACUGACAACGGGUAUUUCGCUAUCUUCGACGGCCACGCCGGUACGUUUGCAGCGGAUUGGUGCGGGAAGAAAUUGCAUCUGUUGUUGGAGGACACGAUCCGAAAGAACCCAAACACCCCAAUCCCUGAACUGUUGGACCAAACCUUCACCUCGGUCGACCAGCAGCUCGAGAAGUUGCCCCUCAAGAACAGCGGAUGCACUGCAGUAAUAGCAGUACUGCGCUGGGAGGAUCGCGUCCCCAACUCUCAGUCCUCCACUGGAUCCGUCCUCUUUGCACCAGCGGCUGUGUCUGCGGUGAAGAAUUCUACCGAGGGUGGCGAGGCCAGCGAUGCCACUGCCAAUUCGGAAACGACUGAAUCGAAAGCCACUACUCAAAGUGAGCCACACCCAGCGGAAGCAAAAUUGCGUAGUGACGCAAGCCGUCAGCGAGUUCUAUACACAGCGAACGUUGGAGAUGCUCGCAUCGUGCUAUGCCGGAACGGCCGGGCUCUUCGACUCUCUUAUGACCACAAAGGCAGUGAUGAAAAUGAAGGUCGUCGUGUUGCCAGUGCAGGUGGCUUGAUCCUCAACAACCGCGUUAACGGCGUUCUGGCUGUUACUAGGGCCCUAGGUGACGCUUAUAUGAAAGACUUGGUCACUGGCCAUCCAUACACCACGGAGACGGUGAUCCAGGCGGACCAAGACGAAUUCUUGAUCCUUGCUUGCGAUGGGCUAUGGGAUGUGUGCUCUGACCAGGAAGCGGUCGACCUCAUUCGCGGUGUUCAAGAUCCGCAGGUAGCCUCCAAAAUACUGGUGGACCACGCACUCGCCCGAUUCUCCACGGACAACUUAUCCUGUAUGGUGGUCCGCUUCGACAACAAGGCUCUCAAGCAACGGAAAAACGAGGGUACGAUCGGAGUCGACAGCGACCAGCAGAGCGCCAGCGCGGGUAUCAGCGAGGCGGAUGCUAUUGUAGCCAAGUCAAGAAAGGAGCAAGGCGAGCCCGAGCAGCCCAUUGAGCAUGCUGCCGCCGAAAUAAUCAUGGAGGAGGAAGAGACCGAGCCAGGCCCCGAGCUGAAUGCGGACGCAGUCAAGGCGGCUCAAAAGAACCCUACUUGAACGUGAUGAGGCGCUCACGGCAGAUGUUUAUAUUUCGAGGUCACUAGCGUUUCUUGGGAAUGUG